ACUAACUAAAGCUGGAUUCAAUGGCAAAAUUACUGACAUUCGUAAAACAUAUAAAGGCGACAGUGAUAUUGCAAUUGAAUACAUGGCAUUUUUAAGAAAAACAAAUUUCAUAUCGGAUAAUUACAUAAGGAAGUUUGCCGUACAACAUAUUGAUUUUCCUAUGAAGGAUUGGACUAAAGACGAUGCAAAUCAUUCAACCAGCGUUAGUCCCGAAGAUAGUCUAAUAAAUUGGGGUGACGAUGACCAACUGUGGAUAAAAGAAACAAAUCAGAGCGAAUUAGACGCAUAUGUAGCAAUACUAACUGAUGCUGGAUUCAAUGGCAACAUUACUGACACUCAAAGAAAAUAUACAGGCAACGAAAAAAUUCCAAUUGAAUACAUGGCAUUUUUAAGAAAAACAAAAUUCAUAUCGGAUAAUUACAUGAAGUUGUUUGGCGUACACAAAAUGAAUUUUCCUAAUAUAAAUUGGACUGAAGAUCCUCCGAAAAAGGAUUAUGCAAGCACAUCCGUUUGGAGACAUUAAUAGAUUAUAUUUAUACAAGAUUUAUAAAAAAAAUUUUACUAUAAAAUCAAUAAUGACAUUUAAAAUGUUAAUUUUAUACAUCAUUUUAUAUAUAAUGAUGUCAAUGAUUUUCAAUUUUCAUAAUAUAAAUUGUAUGCUAAUUAACUAAUUCAUAAACGAGUAAUUACAAUAAUCAUUAAAUAUUACUUGUUUUAAUACAUUAUUGAUUCAUUGAAAUAAAUGAAGACGUUUUAUUUUA
This is a messenger RNA of Rhopalosiphum padi (bird cherry-oat aphid), 761 nucleotides long. RefSeq lists its product as uncharacterized. The transcript is spliced from 10 exons. The record is from RefSeq and is a predicted model, not a curated record. NCBI's taxonomy places the organism in Eukaryota, Metazoa, Arthropoda, Insecta, Hemiptera, Aphididae. The coding region runs from base 83 to 523 and encodes 146 amino acids.